Molecule: messenger RNA, 4611 nt
Organism: Salvelinus namaycush (lake trout)
Lineage: Eukaryota; Metazoa; Chordata; Actinopteri; Salmoniformes; Salmonidae
Product: stromal interaction molecule 1-like
Exons: 13
Coding region: 652-2691 (679 amino acids)
Biological process (GO): store-operated calcium entry; activation of store-operated calcium channel activity; intracellular calcium ion homeostasis
Cellular component (GO): plasma membrane; endoplasmic reticulum
Molecular function (GO): calcium ion binding; calcium channel regulator activity; protein binding
Source: RefSeq, a predicted model, not a curated record
UGAAGCAACCCAGUCUGAAGAACAUUUUUUUUUGUGUGGGGGAAACCGGCUGUAGCGGACAUGUAGCUAGUGCAUUACAACCGCUCUGUGUUUGAAUCAAUCAUAAAUACUUUUUUCUUACUUGAGUGUAUUUUAUCCAGUAAAUUUACGUAAAAGGACGGGGUUGCUAAGUUGCUCGCGUUCUGUCACUGUGGCUAGUUCGUGUGCGAUGAUUAUCGGUUUAGCCAAUCUUCCUAGCUGCUGACAGUGGUCUGAAGGCUGCUGUUCUGUUGUGGUGGUGAGCUACCCGAAGAAGCGGCCCCGACCAUAACGUUAGCUAGCUGGCUUUAUCCAAGUGUCUGUUUGUCGACCUCCACGUAUCUGUUAGUCGACCACCUCGGCCAUUGCAUUGGAUUGUCUGCGCAUUGCUGGCUAGCUAGCUACCUGACGUUAGCUGGCUAAACAGAGCGGAAAGUCAUCUGUCAUAUGCAGAUAUGACAGCCAACUAGCUAGCUAGCCAGCUAACUUCGCUCUUUAUCCAUGGAAUACAAAUGGGUUUCUCUUUGGAGUAUGAACCUACGAUUGAUGGCGUGCCUUUGAGUCUACGGUAACCCACAAGAGUUGUAAUAAGAAAAGCAUCCAAUGCAAAAGUAUUGAAAGCAAACCUCCAUUAUGGAUUUCAGCAAAUCGUUGACCUUGUGGAUUGCAUGCUUAUGCCUCCUGAGGGAAAGCUGGACGGUACACGCCAGCUCAGACCACCAUCAUAUUGAUAAUGGUGUGUCAGAACUCUGUCGCAUCGAUGAGCCUCGGUGCUACGAUGAAAAUACCAUCCUCAGCUUCGAGGCCAUCCGCAGUAUCCACAAGCAGAUGGAUGACGAUGCUAAUGGCAAUGUGGAUGUGUCAGAGACGGAUGGGUUCCUGAGGGAGGACCUGAACUACCACGAUCCCAAAGCCAAGCACAACAGUUUCCACGGAGACGACCAGUUCAUCAGUGUGGAAGACCUGUGGAAUACCUGGAAGGGUUCUAAAGUGUACAACUGGACAGUGGACGAUGUGGUGUUGUGGCUCACCCACGUGGAGCUGCCGCAGUAUGUGGACGCCUUCCGCAAGAUGCACUUCAACGGUACCAUCAUGCCCAGGCUGGCUGUGAAGAACGCCACUCUGACAGUGUCCAUUCUGAAGAUGCUGGAUCGCAGCCAUGUUCAGAAGCUGCAGCUCAAGGCCUUGGACACUGUGCUGUUUGGAGCCCCACUCAUGAACACUCAUAACCACCUGAAGGACUUCAUGCUGGUGGUGUCCAUAGUGAUCGGCAUUGGAGGCUGCUGGUUCGCCUACAUCCAGAACCGUUACUCCAAGGACCACAUGAAGAAGAUGAUGACGGACCUGGAUGGCCUACAGAGGGCUGAGCAGAGCCUGCAUGAUCUGCAGAAAAAGCUGCAGAUAGCCCAGGAGGAGCACCGUACAGUGGAGGUGGAGAAGGUCAACCUGGAACAGAAGCUGAGGGAUGAGAUCAACUGUGCCAAGCAGGAGGCCCAGCGGCUGAAGGAGCUCCGCGAGGGCACCGAGAACGAGCUGAGUAGGCAGAAAUACGCCGAGGAGGAGCUGGACCAGGUGCGCAUGGCCCUGAAGAAAGCAGAGAAGGAGCUGGAGUCCCGCUGCAGCUGGUCCCCACCAGAGUCCCUCCAGAAGUGGCUCCAGCUCACCCAUGAGGUGGAGGUGCAGUACUACAACAUCAAGAAGCAGAACGCUGAGAAACAGCUACUGGUGGCUAAAGAAGGGGCAGAGAAGAUCAAGAAGAAGAGGAACACCAUAUUUGGGACCUUCCAUGUGGCACACAGCUCCUGUCUGGAUAAUGUGGAUCACCAAAUUCUGACAGCCAAACAAGCCCUGGGUGAGGUGACUGCUGCUCUGAGGGAGAGGCUGCACCGCUGGCAGCAGAUUGAGAUUCUGACGGGGUUCACCAUCGUCAACAACCCUGGGCUUACCUCCCUGGCCUCCACCCUGAACCUUGACCCCAGCAUCAUGGGUGGCCGGGCCACGCCCCAGCACUUCAUUAUGUCUGAUGACAUGGACGACAUGGACGAGGACAUCAUAUCGCCCGGAACUCUGCAAUCUCCCAGUAUGAUGUCCCUGCGUCAGCGCCACAUGGACUCCCAGCUGGCCAUGGGCUCUCAGAGGGAUCUGAACCGCUCAGACUCAGACUCCUCCCUGUCCCUCUCCCAAAUCGGUGAUCGUCUGUCCGCCUACAGCUCCAAGGGCCACCUGGUGAAACCCACCCCCUUCCUGUAUGGUCCCCCUGUCCGCUCCGCCUCUGACGAGCCCUCCCUGCAUGCCCCCACACCUAAUGGAGGGAACCGUGUCCACGAGGGAGGAGCCCAGACCGAGCCAGUCCUCGAGAGCCCCAUCCUGAUGAAGAAGGUGUACAGCAUCGAGAAAUCAGCCAGCCUGGGAGAGAUGGACGUUGGCCUCAUCGGUAUGUCCAUGUCAGAGUCCUCCUGCUCCGUCAGCCUCAACUCCACCGACGCCGACACCCCCUCCCCCACGGGGGGCCAGCCUGGGGCAGCAGGGGCCAAGGGAAGCAGCCGCAUCCCUCAACUCUCCUCCAGGAAGAGCCCUCUGGAGGAAGACAGCGGCUCCACGGGAGAAGACACAGACUCCGUCGCCAGCCGUAAGAAACACACCUUCAAGAUCUUCAAAAAACAGAAGAAAUAAUGACAAGGGCUACUGAAGACUUUUAAAGAGCUAUUAAAGGUGUUUCACUUAUUAUUUCUGUUUUGGAAAACUUGUUUUGGGUUGUUCACUGGUCACAAGCGAUGGCGCAAAUCUUUGCCUUUAGGGUUUUCUAGGUACUUUCUCUGAGGGACUGUGGGAGCAACCAGCUAUUCGAUGAUGUUUGCAAUGGGUGGUAUUGUAUAGUGGAAUGUAAGCACUAUUUAUUUAGCAGGAAAGUGUGCCAGUCGCUCAGAGGGAAAAAAGUAUCCUGGGUGGAUGUCUUCUGUUACUUACUUCAACCUGUAUCAGUUUGCAUGUCUUCACCUUUGUUUGACUGAUAUUUUCUGAAUUCUCUUAGGUGUGUGCUUGGUUCUUGUCCCUAUUCUGCUUAGACAACACUUAAAAACUCAGCUGUUUCUUGUCGUUAAUCCCCGACCACCUCCUUGUUAUGUGUCAGAUGGACAUUGAGCACUUAAUGCCAGUCAGUGUUGGUCAAUGGUGAGGGGAGGGGAGGGGGGGGGCUGAACAAGGCUGAACAAUACUUGCAAAAACUUCCCGAGUCAAUUGUGCUAACAAGAAAUCUAGCAGUCAAUGUUAUCACAACUCUUCCAGUACAGCUGCAGACACAGCAAGACACAAACUAGGCAAACAUUUCCCUGGGAUGGUGCACCUUUAGAAGUGGAAGUGCUAACUUGAUUUAAACCCCUUGAAGACCCCAGCACAUACAAAGCACAAGGCCUGUGUAACUGCCUUGUGUAAUUGUCCCAAUCAUAGCCCUGAUCUAAGUUCCCUAAUAGAGGAGGAGGUUAUUAAAAUGACUACUUGAACUAUAUGAAUUUCGUAUCAAUGUAUGUUUAUUGAAGUAAACCUCUACAUUUGCAAAUUGCCAAUCAUAUCAAUCUGUGUUGUAAUUGUAGGAGAUAUCACGUGAAUCAUUAGGAGUGCUGGAGGAGACGCUAAUCUUUUUAAGUGCCAAAACAAAGACUCGGGUCCAGUGGCCUUUAUUCUUGUCAACAACUAUAUAUGUACUGUCCGUUGUAAGUUAGAGGCAGCUUUAGAAUGAGUAGCGCUGCCUUCUGUUUUUAUCUGGGGACUCCAAACUAAAAUCAGGUGAUCAAUUUGACAUUGUCACCCACAACAUUUCAAGCAGCGAGUUUCAGGCAGCAUUUGUAAUUCGACGACUCCCAAGUUGUGUGUAGAGCAUUUUCGAGAGGUGUUUGCUACUUUAGCGUGUACUGUAGACUACCCUGAUCACCUAGAUUCACAUUAUACAGCUCCAAAGUCAAGCACACAGUAAUGGUAUCUACGUGUCACCAUUAUAAACUCACUUUCUAUUAUUGGUUUUGUGAAAGCACAAAUGGUUUAGAAACGGAUGUCACAAUGCAUUCUGGUAGUAGGGACUCUCCUAAUAACUUCCUAAACAAUUGACCCGCUCGCCUGCUCCUGAAUCUGAUAACCAAAGCUGUGCUGCUAACGACACCAUCGCCCCCCAUGGAGGCCUCACACAGUGAGAUGGAUGGUAUGGAUGAGAAAGAAAUGUCAUUCUUUCAUUGAUCAGUUGAAAACAUGAACUUCCUAUUGGUCAUUUUUAAAGUGUAGUUUGUACGUCUUCUGCACGAUGAAGCUGUAAUAUGGAUUAUGAUGUCUAUCAGUGAGUGUCUGUCUGUUGCCAGGAUACUGCACUGAGUUGUAUUGAUGCAUGUCAGCUACUGUAUUAACGUCUAUAAUGGGCUUGAGGCAGAGGUCAGCUCGAGCAUCAUCUCUGUCCACCUCUACUUAAACCCCAACUUCUCAUUUUGAGCUUCUAUUUAUGAAUACAUAUAUUUGUACAGAGAAAGACAAAUAUUUUGCAUCUUCUGUGGCGUUCUCUUGACUUUUAUGGCACUCCUGCAUGAUAGCAAUAAACUAUUUUGAAUGAAA